CUGUGUCGGGAUGUGGUCGACGACGGCAGCGCUUCUGUUCCUGGCGACGUCCGUGGCCGGCGAGACGGCCUGCCCCAAUGCAUCGGCGCCGACGGCGACGCUGGUUGCGGGCUCGGCCUGCGAAGGCACCGACAGCACGCUCUGCUACGUCGACCGGACGUGCACCACGGUCGCCCGUGCGGCGCUGACGGCCAAGUCGCGUGUCGCCAACGUCUCGCGCGUCGGCGACCUCUCGGCGUACAGCGGUAGCCGCCUGUUUUUCGAAGACAGUCCGCGCUUGGUGUUUGAUGAGAGCUUCCGCUUCCCGCCCUACCUCUUCGUCUUCGGCGUCGAGCGAUGCAACAUGAGCGCGCUGCCGCCGGUGCCGUCUUCGGCGCUCUUCACCGAACUGUGCGAGCUGCCGUACCGACUGUACUUCACCACCGUGGGGUAGGUACUUGCGCUUCAACCGCCUCACGCGCCUUCCGACCAUGAAGCUGGCCAAACGCAUGUCGGAAUUCUGGGCCGACAACAACUUGCUGACAGACGUGGCGCCGAUCCCGAUCCCGACCUUUGCGCUUGUCCUGGACAACAACCGCAUUGAGCAAUUAGUCAACCUCACGCUCGACACACAGCGACUGUACUUCAGCGGCAACCCGCUCACAACGAUCCGCAAUGUGAACUUCUCCUCGAGCGUCACCCUCUUCAACUGCUCGGACUGCCACCUCACGACUUUUGCACUGACGCCGUCGUCGUACGAGACGCUCAACAGCCUUCCGCCAAACCAAUUUCUUCUCGGGUCGACGACCCUCAACGCCUCGGCGUGCAAUGCGACCGGUGGUGCUAUCUCCGUGCUUCAGACGCACUUUGUGGCGUGCGUCGCGCAGCCCGCCGUCGUCAUUACGGCGCCGGCCCACACCGCAAGCGUCCUGCCGUGGGUCGUUCUUGCCGUCGUCGGCGUCUUCGUCGUUCUCAUUGCGUUCGUCAUGCGGCUUCGCUGUCGUCGGGCGGCAGCCCACAAGGCCGACGACGACGACGAGAAGCGCCCGACGCGAACCAUCACGUUUCCGUCGUUCUCGGACCGGUCGACCGACUUGGACGCUGGUGGCGACGAUGAUCUGCGCGCCAAGCUCAGCCAAUUGCAGCUGCACCGCGUCGAAGUUGGCGAGGUUCAGGUCGGCGCGUUUGUCGCGGAAGGCGGCCAUGGCGCCGUGUACCAAGGCACGUACCGCAACGACACGGUUGCGCUCAAGACGCUCUCGCCCCACAAGAUUUCUGCGUCCAAUGUCAAGAGCUUCCUCGACGAGAUUCUUCUCCUCUCCACCCUCGACUGCCCGUAUAUCGUCCGGCUCGUCGGCGUCGCGUGGACCAAGCCCGCCGAUGUGGUCUGUCUCCAAGAGUUUAUGGACGGCGGCGACUUGCGCACGCGGUUGCUCGACGACGCGCCGUUCUCGUGGACCGACAAGCUGCUGUGCGUGACGCACCUUGUCGACGCGCUCGUCUACGUGCAUUCGCUCAACGUACUCCAUCGCGACAUCAAGUCCCGCAACGUCCUCUUCCGACGCGACAAAGCGGUGUGGAAACUCGCCGACUUUGGCAUUGCGCGCGAGGACGCCGACGGCACAAUGACGUGCGGCGUCGGCACGAGUCGGUGGACCGCACCCGAGGUGCUGCAGGGACAGUACUACUCGUCGGCUGCCGACGUGUACUCGUUCGGCGUCGUGCUCUCGGAGCUCGACACGCAUGCGCUGCCGUACGCAGAGGUGCUCGGGCCCAACGGACAGCCACUCUCUGAGGCGACGCUCGUGCACCGCGUGUGCGCUGGCGAGUUGGCGCCGACGUUUCGAGCGAGCUGCCCGGUGUGGGUGCGCUCCUUGGCGACCGCCUGCCUCUGCGCCGAUCCCGCGCUGCGCCCGACAGCGCUUGUGGUAGCGUCGCGCCUCCUGCGCCUCAAGCUUACGGAUACUGGCGAAGCCAUCACCGACGUCAACGCGCACGCGUAGUGUCAACCUUCCUACCCAGACACGCUUCGAUUGCACAUGACAAUAUUGUAUCAUACUUUCUAAAACCUCCACAAAAAUCUACUUCAAAAUCUCCUAUGGCCAA
Saprolegnia diclina VS20 is the source of this 2085-nucleotide messenger RNA. RefSeq names its product TKL protein kinase, variant. Gene Ontology annotation, molecular function: ATP binding; protein kinase activity. The transcript has 10 exons. The coding region runs from base 471 to 1982 and encodes 503 amino acids. Gene Ontology annotation, biological process: protein phosphorylation. The record is from RefSeq and is a predicted model, not a curated record. NCBI's taxonomy places the organism in Eukaryota, Oomycota, Saprolegniomycetes, Saprolegniales, Saprolegniaceae.